AUGCAGCGGAAAACUGCUGUUUCUUUUGGAGACCACAGUCUGAUCGUCACAAGCGACGGUGUGCCGCGCAGCCCGCGGGAUGGGCGCAGCAUCUACCGACUCUCUCUCUCCUCUUGCUCCGAUGGUAAGACAGCAUCAAGCCGACUGAAUGUGGGCGCAGGCACAGUGAUCGACAAGGUUAAACACAUCAUCUACGGGUGCUGCACACGCGACCUGGUCGUACUAGGAUUCCACAUGCGCCAGUGUCAUAAAGACCAUAUUAACAAGGAGCCGUUGCAACCUGGCUCUCUGCCCUGCAAAGGUAACCUUCCUUGCCACGACUCUUAGCACACAGCGACGAAUUAAAGGUACGUCGGACUCAUUGUAACGAGGACUGCGUCCAUAUCCCGUAAAGAUAGAUUCUCCAAUGCCGACCUCAUCCACUCGCUCUUUCUCUCUUUCACACAUACACACGCUGUCAACCAGCUGGCGGUGGGAUUGGAGACGGCAACUGGAGCGGCGUAAAGGUCUCUAUCUGGGACGUGACAGGCUCCCAUGUACGGUAGUAAUUAUGGGUUCGCGCGGACUCAGCACUGACCGACAAAUGUGUGUCUCGAGCCCGUCCGGCGCAUCUGCAACGCAGGCCCUUUUUAGGGAAUUAAAUCAGAGAAACAAACAGGAAAACAGGGAGGGGCAGCAACCGCUUUCCCGACACGGCCCUCUAAUUUUUCAUCCGCGUCCACAGCCUGAGGGGUAAAUAAAAUCGUGGAGGCGUGGCUUUAACGCAUAAACUUGGAGCACAGGCAAAACCCCAGGUUUAGCGCUAGACUUUACUCAAGUCCUAAACCCCCUGCCUAAACUGCUCUUUUAAAUACAGAGGUCAGACUGAACGCAUGCUUGGACCGCGCACACACGAACAUUGGGCGGCGAAUCAUUGCAAGUGGUUGCUUGCACUUUUGAAACGGGUCACGAGUUCAACUUCGUGAUCACCAAGAUUAUCGACCGCAUCAGAAGCAAGACAAACUGAAGGUUGAUGGAGGCCUGGAUUCCGGAUGAGGACUCAGCCAAUCCAUGUAUCGACAUGGCGCCGGCACGAAGAGUCCUGCGCAGUCAUCCCCAGACUUGUACCGCCGGCCGCUGAUUGGUCAUUCCAUUCUACAGCUGUCAUUCCUUACGUCGCUACUGUCAUCUUUAACGAUAGACUCCCACAAGAGUUCGAAAGUUCAUAAUAGUAAACAACUUACUACCGUGCUCGGCUGGUCACCUUCAUACUUACAACUUAACCCUGGACCUACAGUGGGUGUGCUAACUCAAGAAAUGCUAGCCGAAAUUCUGAAAUGCGUUUUUGUUUCGAGAAGAUCACUUAAGUAGGGUUUUAAAAUUAAUCAUCAUGCUGCACAUUUCUAUAAUAAUUCAGUUACCUGAGGAUGUCGGCGUUCGAAGGAGCUCCUUUUUGGCUGCAUGCAAAAACCACACACUGUAAGAAAUGACUACAAAUAUAGCAUGAAUUUUCUCAUCGAUUUUUGAUGCCCUCAAAAAUUUAAUCACUUUAUGGAAAAUAUGCAUAAAAGUAUUCACUCUACUACCCAUUUGGUAGGAAAAUACGUCGGCUUCCAGUCUUAUAUUCGAACGAAAUGGAUAAUUUGGCUUUAGAAAAAAUUUCUGAUUUUGGUCAUGUGACCCCACCUGGAGUAAACAAACCCCAAACAGCUCUAAUAAGAGACCGGAAGUAAAGGGGGUUUUUACAGGUAGGGCCGGGGAACGCAUUUGCGACGAGGUCAAGUAAUUGUAUGCAAAAGAAAACUAUUAAGAAUGCGCGAUUGUACUUCGAGUGUUUGAGAAAUAGUUGCCCUAACCCCUUACCCUAAGCCCAAUCCCUAACUAUAACCCCUAAUUCUAAACCCUAACACCUAGCCCUAAUCCCUAACCAUUACCCUUGACCCCAACUCCAACGGUAUUGUGUCCAUCAGGUGGGGCUACCAAACCCCAUCCUACCGUUUUUAAUAUCACGAAAAGCUCGUUUAUAAAACAUCGUGGCUCUGCCUUUGCAAAUAUUGUUUGUAAAAUCCAUAAUAUGGUUCAAAUCCACUGCCAAAUUUUAUGAACCUUAUAUGAUUCGCUCUUAAUACCGUAGAGAUGUGUGCGGUUUUCCAUACGGGGAAAAUAUAGGCCUGUAGUUUGGAAAUCCUCAAUGCAAGUGUAACUGCAGGUUAGAUUCAAAAUUAUUCGAGAAUUCUAAAAGUUUCUGAAAACCGAAUUAUACCCUUCCGUCGAGUAUAAAAUUAGAAUAAGACGUAAUUUUCUACCGAACGAUUAAAGGAAUGAAUAUUUUUAUGAAUGUUUUCCGUGAAAUAUGAUCGAAUUUUCAAGGGCAUUGAAAUUCAUCGAGAAAAAAUGCAUGCUUCUCAGAUAGUAAUUUUUACAAAGUAUGGUUUUUGCAUGCAGCCGGAAAGAAGUUUCUUCGAAAGCCGACAUCCUUAGGUAACGGAAUUAGUAUAGAAUUAUGCUGAACGAUGAUUAAUUUUAAAACCCUACUUAAAUAAUCUUUUAGGGACGAAAACGUAUCUCAGAAUUUCGAUUAACAUCUCUUGAGUUAGCACACCUACUGUAAUACUAAUCCUACUCUCAACCCCAACAUUAAAUUUGGCCCCGACUCAAAACCUAACCAAACUCAGAUAAAAUUUUCCGGACCAUAGCUAGGAAUGCGGAGGGAGUAAUAACAAGUCUUCCUCGGCGAUUUAAUCAUUCUUCGAAACAGUCAGCUUCGGAAUGCCUUUAUUCUCCAUGCGGGACUCCAUACACGCAGGACAACGCUGAAUAAGAGCAAAUUUCACCGGCGCGACGGAUUAAAGAGUAUGUUUUUUGUAUAAGUAUACGCUCGUUCGUGGUCCGUGCACGAGGUGUCGCUCCGUAUGCAGCAAUUUUUUUAUUUUAAAUAACCAAUGUAAUUUAGGCUACCUGUCACGGAUUAAGCCCUAAGUAUCGGUCAGUGCCUCGGAGAUUUUGCCGCUCAGGGGUGUAAGUCAUAUUCGCUAAGAAGGAGACACGAUCACUGGAAGAAGAGCUUUAUUAGCCUGACGUUUCGGAUUCUCACUCUUUGCAAAUGCCCUCUAGUCUUCGGGGGUGGACGCGAUUAACCUGCAAUGGCAGUUUGGUGCAGCAGACCUCUAGGCGUGCUGACGGCCGUUUGGAAUAAGUUGGGAAUUUACUAAAAAAUAAGUUAUGGUCCAGUCUUUCACGCACUGUCUUUAGGCCUCCAGGUUGACUUAGUGUAGGCAGGAUGCGGUUGUGUUAGCCCAUGCGUGGAUCAGCGAAAGUAAUUAGGCGGAAACUUCCAAUGAUAUGGGCGAAUCGCAGUGAACAUUUCCGCCGACAUAGCGUGAAGAAUGUGCUGAUGGGUCGUGAGGAGGUAUUCUUCAGUGCCCACCACACCCUCCCAUGCGACAGUCAAGGUAGCAGUCUACACGUACCACACGCCUGCUGGUCCCGCAUCUUGUGUGAUUGAACUCCACCAAAAGCACGGCUCACAAAUAAGCAAGGUAUGCACACUCUUGCAUGCAAUGUUUUACCCCUGACAAGGCGCGUCAAUCAGUUAUACCCGGAUGCCUGUAGCGAGUUCGUGAGAUCGCAUACUUCUAUCGGAUCGGAUAAUCGAUAGAUCGAUCGAUUAAAUGUUAAUUGAAAUUCUGAAAUGUAUGUUCGACUCGAAAAGAUUACUUAAGUAGGGUCGUCGUACUAAUUAUGGUAAGAUGUGAUUGUGCAGUCGAACCUGAGGGACGCAACACUGUUAGGGGUUAGAAUUAGGGAUUAGGGCAAUUAUUUCCCAACCACUCAAGGUACAACUGCGCAUUCCCAAUGGCUUUUAUUUCGCAUACAAUUAUUCGGCCUCGUCGCCUGUGUGUUCCCCGCCCCCACCUGCAAAAACGCCUAUCACCACCGAUCCCAUAUUCCAGGCGGCUGGGGUGUGUUUACCUCAGGUGCGGCUACACAACCACAUCUGACCCUAAUUAUUGCGCAAAAUAGACCCCACAUAUUUCAGUCACAUCAGAAAGCCGACUUUUGAACGAGCUUCUUUCGGAUCGUCCGCAAAAAUUACACUCCGUAAAAAAUGGCCAUUUAUGUGAUAAGAAUCUUCUUAUCGAUUUUCGAUGUCCUCGUAAGUUCUAAUAUAUUUUGUGGAAAAUAUGCAGGAAAGUAUUCGUUUUUAACUCAUUUAUUAGCAAAUUACGUCCUUUUUAACCGUUAUACAUGUAGAAAAAAUAUCUUUCGACUUUAGAAAUGCUUCCAAUCAUGAUAUUUUUAAGACCAUGAAAUCACCUUUCAUAACACAUUGUAUCUCUACAUUUAGCAGUCUUGCUUGUAAAGUGUACAGUAUGGCUGAAAUCCACCGCAAACGUUUUUGAGCACCACAUAGUGUCUUUUGAUGGCCCAUAAAAUUGUAUGACUUCGCCUAAACGGAAACUAUUCAUCUUGUAGUUUUGAAGCCCUGAAUGCACUUGUGCUGGUAGGUCGAUUUCAAAGUUAUUUGAGAAAUGACAAAGUCGUUUAGAACAGAUUUAUACUCUUCCUUUAAACAUGAAAUUCAACAAAGACGUGAUUUGCUACCAAAUUAGAAAAAGAUCGAGUAUUUUUGUACAUUUUUUUCAUAAAAUAUGAUUGAGCAUAUGGGAAAAUCGAAAAUCGCUGAGAAAAAUAGCCAUACUACUUAAGCAGUGAUUUUUACAGGGUUCGAUUCUUGCAGAGGGCUGGAAAACUGCUCUUUCAAAAACCAGAAUCCUGAUACGACUGAGGUAUCUUGGGAUUCUACUGUAUGAUCAUUAAUAUUACAACACUACCUAGGUCAUCUUUUCGAAUCGAAAACACAGUUUCAGAAUAUCGGUUAACAUUUCAUUCGGUGGCACAUCUCCUGUAUUUAUUCUUUCGAAGAAAAUGUUUCCUUUUGUUUCCUUUGUUUAUUUUUAGCCGCUUUCCUGCACAUAGGCCACCAAGGAAGUUGUCGACGCAUUUGCAUUCGUCCGCAGCUUCCUCUAAGCCCGAUAACAACGCGCAUGCCUGUGGAAACAAAACAAAAAUUCGAGAGAAGAUCGCUUUUCAAGUGAGUCAUCGGCAACUUAUGUGAAAGGCUGGGUCCCGGCCACCCACCGUUCACGCCAAAUGCGCUUUUCGUCAGCCCUAGGCCUCCGUCCACCCCCUGCCCUUCAGACUGCAAAAAAAUUGCUAAUUCCUAUUCUCUCUACUUUCACAAAUAUGCAGUGUCUAAGCUAGCGACGUCAGAGUCUCGUUUAUCGGUUCUUUUUUCUGCUAAAACCGUUCGACGCAGUUUUCAGUCCGCAGAUAUUUCCACCACGCCUGCUGGUGAAUGAGCGCCUGGCGUAAAACUGCAUGCUUGCUCUAUCGUCAACUGGCUAGCAAGGCGAUCUGCGGCCGGAGAAAUGGCUAACUUGGCGAAUAUCAGAGAAAUGAAUAAAGUUUUCAGUUUAUCGCGGUCAUCAUCUCCCAAAGAAGAAGAGAGGGCGAAUUCAUUGACCAUAUCGUAUUCGAACUGACGUUUCGGAAACUUCCUCGUUUCCAUCAUCAGAGUAGCGUACUUGUUGCUCCUGCCGGUCUUGAGUUGUUCAGUCUUGCCGCUUGCCUCUUAUUAUAACCGUGCUCGAGGUACGAACUUUGACCUGCCUGUUUGCCACUGAUUGGCUUAGACCUCCCUGGGGCUGACCGCUGACAGGCCUGCGUGAACUUUAUUCCCUUUUGGAUCGGCGUAAUUGAAGUCAAAUCAACGUGCCAGUUGGCUUCUCCCACGUCAGCCGGUGGACUUAUCGGUCGUUGCUGUUCAUGUGAGCAUCAGUCGGCUUCGCGGGCGCAUCGGUGAGACAGUGUUCGGAUUUGGUCACAUGACCUCCGGCCCCCAACUCCGCUCAUUCCCCUGAGCGUUGAAUCUCGGUCCCGCGUGCUCACUUGCCCUACUGGUCCUGUCCUGUUUUCAGUGUAGACGGGAGAUACUGGAAAAGACAUAGGAGACUGAGAUGACCAUUUCUAGUUUGUCAGCAGUCGUCAGUCGAUCUUACCCAAUCCCAAGUCUUCAGGUUACUUAUUCAGGUGACCAAAUAAAUAAGUGAGGUGAGCACACUUUCAAAUGUGUCAUUGUGGGAGUCGAUCGUCACACGCCGAUUGCACCACUGUAGGCAAAGGUAAUAAAGAUGGUGAGUAUGCCACCGUACGUAUCACUUUCGAGACCGACAACCAGAUGCAGAUGCCUACCCAACGAAGGUAAGUUGCAACCAUACAAGCCUGCAUUUCAGGGGCGGAGUGUGAUUAAAUUUCAGUUUUGCCCUCCUGCCAUUCAAUCUCCGGUUUAACCACAGGAACUUUGCUAGGUAUCAUGACUAGCCGGGAUUGGACUCAAAUCAAAGCCCCAGCCUUUUUGCUUGACUGUCUUGAGCGACACAAGUUCUUGAAUCUGAUAUGUAUAUAUAUAUAUAUGCUGACUGAAGCGAAAAUGCUAGUUCCUGGACAUAACUGAAAAGGUAAGGCGAUCACAGUAACCAUGGUUUUAUUGGCCUGACGUUUCGAAAGCAGACAAACUUCCACCAUCGGAAGUGGGUUUCGUACGGCAUGUUACAGUAUUUUAGGGCUUUCCUUCGUGCUGGCGUAUCAGUAACUUCCAGCGCGCUGCAUCACAAGGUUUGACGAUUGCUGUCAUGGCGGCAUCGGUUCCUCCUCAUCCUUUGUCGGGUGUGGGGAGGAGGGCGGCGUCGGGGUGACCGCGGCCAUUGCUCUUAUUUGCAUUGUCCGUUGUCGGCCCUCCACAUAUCUCGCCUUCAUUCCCCAUUCACAUUUGUCCGUAACUGUGUGGACGGUGGUUGUCAUAUCAGUGUUGACGUCGGGCUGGGAGUUCCUGUCACUGUCGUGCGUUCUCGCCUCGCUGCCCGCUCACGCCUGCUCGUAACCGUGGCAGUCAUGCCAGUGUUGGCGUCUGGCCUGACGCCUCGCCGGUAGCCCUGCCUAUUGAACUUCACCCGUAGGGCCUGGUAGGCAGCCGGCAAAGUUACGCAGCGGUUGAUCGAGGUAGUUGUGGUGUGCCAUGCUUCGAGCGUCUCCCUGACCGUUUGAUCGCUCCCUUGGUCCAAGACUUCGGCGUCUUGGAAAGCGAAGGUAUGGCCAGAAGCUGCGCAAUGUUCCGCUACCAGCGAGGGCGGAUCCAUUCUUCGUACCGCCCUUGUGUUCUCGUCCAUGCAGGUCUGCAUUCUUUUUCCGGUCUCUCCAACGUACUUUACUUCACAGAAACUAUACGGGAUUCGGUAGACGACGUUGCCUGUUUCGCCUUGUGGCAGAGGCGUUUUUUGUCUAAUGACCAGACGUCUAAUUGUCAAUUCGGGCUUGUAGGCAAUUCCGAUAGCCAAUGGUAGCAAGAUACGAGCAACUGCCUCGGAAACGUUCGCAAUAUAGACAGCGUUCGUCAGACUUUCGGCUGAUUUGCCGUUUACUUUAUGGUUGGUCUGGAUAGCCUGCUGCGUUCUAUAAAGCUGCGGAGGUAACCAAUUAUAUGUAUAUACACGAGACUGGACUGAAAGAGUAAAUACUGUUAAUGAAGAAGGGUCGGGGGCUGUUUACGAUUGGUACUGGCGAAAAAAAACUGUUAGACACCCACAGGACUUGACUUCCUACUUAAGUAGAAGGCUUCAGAUAACUGGCGCAGAGAUAAAAAUUAGUAGUGUCUCUUUAAAUCGCCUACUGGCUACCGUCCGUGUUAGUGCCAAAUAAAGAUAAAAGAAGUGGGGAAACGACGGAAGAUGACGGUAGGAUGGUGCUGUACUGCUUUGGACUGAUUUUACCUUCACACAGCCGAUCGUAACCCUCUAGCAGGUAGGUCGAACCGGUGUUCACUAGACCCUCGCCCCUGUCCUUCUCUGUCGCUUCAGAUCCGGCAUUUAUUCAACCCGGUUCCGCCUGAAUGAACGAAGUCUCACAAAAGCAAACAUCUGCCACCCACACGGAGUUUUCUUGUUUUAGGGAUCCACCAGAUCGGCGAGUACCCACUCCUGUUUGAAUGCUAAAUGCAUUUAACAGGAGUAACCUGAGAAAGGAUCUAAUGAAGGCUCCCAGGAAUAGACAGCCUACGAAGAAUGCUUACUGGACCGGUUUAAGCAGUAGCGUUUUAUUCAAUAGCCUUCUAAACACGGGUUGUGCCGUCGGAUUACCCACCAUGGCCUUAGCUCAGAGAAUUGAGAAGCGAUAAGCGUGACUACCACGGAACCCGUAUGAUCCAUUUUGAUUUCAAGUAAAAUCGAUGUAGCCUUAUCAUAGGGAGUCACAGCACAGGUCUUUUGUUAUGGAAAACAGUACACCAGCUAAACAUGUUAGCAGUUGACUGAUUUCCAAACAGAUCGGGACACUUUUCACAUUUUAGAAACGCCUGCAUCAACCGACCAGUCACCGUCAAGGACGCAGACUGAGAGGGCUAAAGAGCUUGUACAUGUUAUAUCGAACGAAAUCCGGAUUGUUCGGACAUAUUUUAGUUUGUAUAUACACGCUCAACUGGAAGGUAUGCAUGCAAUGAGUGGUUAAUCUCAUAAAAUGCCCAUUUAAAUUCUGAAAUGCAUUUUCCAUUAGGAAGGGUUGCCUAAGUGGGGUUGUAAUAUUGGUUGUCAUAUAACAUAUUCCCGAAAUAUUUAAGUCACAUCAUGAUGCCUGCCCUUUAAUGUGCUUCUUUCCGGCGCGAGACCUCCCAAGGGUCGCCAACAUGAACAUUUCCAAAUCACAAGUCAGGAAAAACGGAUUUGUCUGGACAAGCAAGUAGCUGCCGCUGGCUGUCUCUUCAGACCUGUUAUGUCUGCCGGGGUCCACCGUCAAGGCUCUUAGCCCUCCCCCCGCAUGUGUGCACCUUUGGCCGGCCUGAGUUGUGGCCGCUUCUAGCCAAUCAGCGAAGGGGCAUCGCUAAUUAGUUUUGAGCUCUCAUGCGACUAGUUCCAAACCUCGCGGGGUCCCAGCGGCAAAUCAACAGGAGGCGUAGAUUGGCAAAAAAAUGAUAGGGGGACAAAGUGGCGGAGAUCAAAGGAGUGGACUGCUACAUCCCGUAAAAUGGCUAUUUGAGGUGGAUGGCUUUUUUCAUUGAUUCUUGAGGCCCCAAUACCUUCAUAGAAAACAUUCACAACAACAUGUUUUCUUACAUCCAUUUUGAAACAACUGAUCUUUGUCAGGUUUCAUGCUAAGAAAAGGAAUAGCUUUCGGUUCUAAUGAUGUUUUGAUUAUAUGACUUCUUAAGACCGUGAAAUAACUAUUUCAAUAACAUCGCAUCUGUUCGUUUGUUGAUUCUACCCGUGGAGUGUAUAGCAUGGAGCAUAUUUAUUCCAAGGUUAUAUGAGUCCUAAAUGGAAUCUUCUUAGUAGCACAGAGGAAUGCAAGAAUUUUCUUCAUAAAAGUAUACAGCUCGUAGUCUGAAAACUUUAAACGCGAGCGCAAGGGGAAUGCAGAUCUCACAUUAAUCGGGAGUAGAAAAACCUUUUUGUAACUCAAAGCUUACGUAUAGCCCUCGCAGAAGUUGAAGAAGACAUAAAUUUCUACAAAAUAAGUACAAAGAAGGAUAUUUUUGUGCAUGUCUUCUAUAAAUUAUACAUGAAUUUAUAGGAGAUCCGAAAAUCGAUGGAAAAGUCCGUACUAUUUAAACAGCUACUUUUUAAUAAGUAUAAUCGUUCAGGCAGUCGGGAAGGAGCCUGCACAAAAGCUGCAUCCCGGUGUGAGCGAAAUGUCUUGGGAUUAUGCUGUACGAUAAUCAGUACUACAACUCCACUUAGGCAAUCUUUGCUAAUCGAAAACCCAUUUCAGAAUUUUGGUGAACAUUUAAUGAGAUUGGCCACUUACUGUAAGCACAUUGGCAGCAAUAACUAGCGUGAGGCGUAGCCAGAAGCUUGUUCACUUAUAAUAUUAUACUGGUUUUCAGCUCAGCAUCUUUUCAGUCACCUCCUCAGCUCAAACUACUAGAGUGCAUGAGUUUCCUUAUUGAAUUUCAGUGCCCUUGUAAAUACAAAUAUAUUUUAUAGAAAACAUGCGCAAAUACAUUCUUUUCUGUACUCCUUUGGUAGUAAAUUACGUAAUAAAUCACCUGAAUGCAACCUAAAGUUGAUUUCCACUCAAAGAUGCAGAUCUUCUCUCCGCAAAAUAGAUCAGAAAUGUCUUUUCCAAUGGAAGAAGUACAUUUUCCGCAAUUUGUUAUGCUAAUCAGUAAAACGCACAACGUUCGAGAUACCUCGAACUGAUCAUCCGGAUUUCUGUCCUUCGUUGUCGACACAAAGGACACAUGCUCUUGUCGACUGAAAGGGAGGUUACAUUAAACAUUAGAUCAUUAGUAAGUAUCCUCAGGCAAGACAAUAAUUUUUUUAGGUUAAUGUCACCCGUCUGCACCGUGCGUGUUUAUUUGCUCGUAUCGUCACGUGAGAGUGGCGUUUAUCGAUCUAUCGCCGGGAGCACAGCGAAGUCUGCGGGCGGUGACACAGAAAAAUGGCCAAUCAAUAACCGACAGCUGAUGCCUACAAAAGGAGACGAAGACUGGGACAGUCAAUUCUCGCAAAUGUGUUUCCGAAGUCAGACAUAUUCAACUCAAACCAGGGGAACCGAGGUGUUGGCCAGAGUUCUACUAAAUGACUUUCCCGUCUCGCUUGAUCUUGGUGGACAGUUUAAUAAUAUGCCGGCGCCCAUACAUGAUCCACUUGGAGAGGAGGAAUUUAUUCAAGCUCAUCAAAUCCUCCAAGGACUUUGUCUUUUACAUGAGCUACUGCUCUAAAUAAUUAAUUGGUGUUUCGCCGGAAUGGGAGAAGUCUGACCUUGAUAAAAUCUGGGAGGAAAGUUAGUUUGCCGUGCGAUUCCCCCCUCCGAUGCUAGAACAGACAGUAUGGAGCCGAACAGAGCCGGUUUCCUCUUAAGCACUCUUUUUAUUAACCCGAGGAAUACGGCUUCUUUGGCAAAACGGCGCUCACUGGUCGUGUUACCGAACUCACUCGCCCAAUCAGCAGCAGCACGGCGGCCCAUACUACAGGCAGAAUGGCAUUACCGACAAAGACAAGGGAGACUGGAACGGCCAUUUCCGGCUUAUUAGUCGUCGUCAGCCAGUCGUACUCAACCACGAGGUGUGGAACACCUGGGGCUCGACUCCGCGACCUAUUGGUUAGAAGUCCAACGUCCCUAAUCACUGGGUCACGGGCUCGUUGUCCUGUUGGUUGCGAUCGGGGUCAGAUGUGGUUAUGUGGCCACACCUACGGUGAGCAAACCCCAGCAACCUUUAAUACGAGACCGGUGGUAAUAGGGGUUUUUACAGGUGGGACCGGAGAACGCAUAGGCGACGACGUCAAGUAAGUGUAUGUAAACGAAAAGCUAUUGGGAAUGCGUGGUUGUACUUUGAGUUGUUGAAUAUAGUUGCCCUAACCCAUAACCCUAACCCUAACCCUUGACUUCAACCCUUAACCACAGCUUUAAGCCCUAACCCUGAAACAUUUAGCGAGAAAGUUAGAAGGGGACGACAGGCCGAAAGUCAAGAAGGACCACCGGCCUUGCGUCGAAAAAGGUAGACACGGCAGCAAAUAAACAAGGCUGCCACCAGAACGCACAGCAACACCAAGCCCACGUAAUCACAUUAACUCAGAAUAAUUAGGUGGGUCAACAGUAUUGCGUCCAUCAGGUGCGGACACAUAACCAAAUCUCAUCGCGAUCCGGUAUAUACAACGGUAGAGGGACGCACACCGAUGGUGUUUAUCGAACCUACCCGUCCCGUUGUGCCUUAGGACUCUCUCUAGCCCAACCAGUCUCCAUUGUCUUUGUCGGUAAUGAUACACAGCUUCUUUCCCUUGUGGCAUCAGCACGAUUUUCCAAGUGCGGAUCCUGACUUAUCUUUUAGAUGAAACCAUGAAUGCAAUGCUUCUUUACUGCAUUAAUGAUUACUUCUAGAGUCUGAACUUUGUAGCCUCGCGUACAUUCCCGAUUCCAUCAUCCGUGACAUAUGACGGAUGGAUAACUGUCCGCGGCCCACUGAUUUUCUUCCGUGGCCAACGCCGACCCCAACGUAGCGCCAACCUCCUGAUGGCAGUGGUGUGUGCACAACGUACCCGACGAACAAACAUUACUCACAGCCUAUGUCCCCCCCUCUCCCUCGCCCCGUUGACCCAAUGAUCACGACACGCCGACCACGCCAUAGCACGCCUCGUCAUGCGAAUGGGAUGGGAACGAUGGGUGUUAAUAGUCCCUGAAUCACUUAUAAGCCCUGUCACUUCGCAUAAUUUAAACUUCUAUGUAACCGUUUUGGCCUGAUGAAGCGUUACCGAAAACACGUGUUUACCAAACUGACUUUUCUUUAUUUAUGCAACACGUGAGAUAUUGGCCUAGCAAGGGGACACGUCAGGUGCAUUUUUAACAAUGUUGUUGAAGUCGAUGCAUGGGUCGACGCAUGCGGCAGCACGUUGUGAUGUGACUGUUAUCGGUUUUCUUUCCACUUUCAUCACUCGGAAUUCCCAGAGGACUUUACUGCGCUUCGAGGGUGAUAGAAGUUCAGUGAUCUCCCCUAGACUGCAGGCGCUUCCGUCAUAUUUGCAUCAUUGUGCCUAGCCACUACCUAUAUUCCCCGUAAAAAUGCAAGUUCACCGUCUCUACCUUUGUUUAACUAUAUUCAGCUUUCUUUCCAGCCAGAAGGCAACUCAGGUUGACAGUAAAGUUACCUUCCGUUCUCACAGAAAAUUGUACUGGCGUAACACCCACUUGCGGGAGGGGAUGUAGGCCUGCCCUUCCGCAAGAGUAAAUAACGGGCCUCCAUAAAAAAAGAGGGGAAGGAAUGAGGCGUAUAGAGACGGCAUCAUUCGUAAUUCAGGCCAACAAGACUUUGGGGAUUAUGCAGUUGCCGGAUGACAGAGUCAGGGGUGGUCCCCAAAGUAACCUUAUUUUUACUUUCUGCGUCAUCCUCAUGAUGACAUAUUUCUAAGUAGGUGAUGAUGCUGCUGCUGCUGCUGCUGAUGAUGAUGAUGAUGAUGAUGAUGAUGAUGAUGAUGAUGACGACGAUGAUGAUGAUGAUGAUGAUGAUGAUGAUGAUGAUGAUGAUGAUGAUGAUGAUGAUGAUGAUGAUGAUGAUGGUGAUGAUGAUGAUGAUGAUGAUGAUGAUGAUGAUGAUGAUGAUGAUGAUGAUGAUGAUGAUGAUGAUGAUGAUGAUGAUGAUGAUGAUGAUGAGGAUGACGUUCUCACGCCGCUGUUUCUGAGCGCUGAAUGA
Spirometra erinaceieuropaei is the source of this 13216-nucleotide messenger RNA. The record is from the annotation of a GenBank genome assembly. Lineage: Eukaryota; Metazoa; Platyhelminthes; Cestoda; Diphyllobothriidea; Diphyllobothriidae.